This is a messenger RNA of Pisolithus orientalis, 462 nucleotides long. Its product is annotated as mitochondrial import translocase subunit Tom22. Gene Ontology annotation, cellular component: mitochondrial outer membrane. The record is from RefSeq and is a predicted model, not a curated record. Gene Ontology annotation, biological process: intracellular protein transport. The transcript has 2 exons. The coding region runs from base 1 to 462 and encodes 153 amino acids. Lineage: Eukaryota; Fungi; Basidiomycota; Agaricomycetes; Boletales; Pisolithaceae.
AUGGUCAAAGUCGAAAUCGUCGAAGACAAGGAGGGCCACGCCUCGCCCUACGCCUCGCCGUCGUCGUCGCGCACGUCCUCGACGGAGUCUCUGUCGUCCAUAUCCUCAGAGCUCUCUGCAGACGAGUCCUUCUAUGACCGUCUCACCGCCCUCGUCGAUAUCAUACCCCCCACAACCAGACACAACAUCGCCUCAAAGGCGUCCAAAACCGCCUCGUUCGUAAAAAAUACAGGCAAGGUGCUCGGCAACGUCGUCUGGAUCGUCACCACGUCUGCACUCCUCGUCGGACUGCCCCUCGCCCUCUCCCUCGAAGACGAGGCAAAGAUCGUCGCCCAGGAGAAAGAAAUCAUGGCCCAGCAGCAGGGCGCACAACACGUUCGUCCAUUUCCAUUCUCCCAACUACAAAUUCCCUGGUCCACCCAGCAGUCUGGUCAAAAGGCGGUUGUCCCCCCUGGAUUUUAA